ACGUAGUUGACGGCGCACAGUUUGAUUGCGGCUUUCGCGUGGUCAGUAGUUGCAGAAACAUGCAUUUGAGCUAACACAGCAAGCAGUGAAAAGUGAUAGACAAAUUAGGCAAAUAUUGUUUUAAGGUGUAAAAGAAGUGGACAAGACAAAUAAAAUAAAAUUUUAAGAUUAAAAAAAGCACUUUGUGAACAAAAAUAUCUAAAGAGCAGACAAAAAGCAAUUAUUUGGAUUUUUAUACGUUCUGAAGCAUACUUUUUUGGAAUUUUGCUGCUGUUUUUGCUAGUGCAAAUGAAAAAUUAGUAUAAAAAAAUUGAAUUUAAUUCAAAGAAAAUAUUAUUUCACACUAUUACUUAACUACACUCAAAUACAAAUAAAAUAUAAUACUAAUAAAUAUUAAAUAAAAUGCGCAUUGCAUUCGACAAUAGUUUUGGUUACAUUUCUUUGCUGCUGAUAAAUUGUUUGUUGCUCUCCAGCAGCGAGGCGCAGCGCACCGUCGGCGCACGCGGCGUGUUGCGUAGAAACUAUACGGGCAAAAAACCAGUUGUCAUACAACAUCGCUCUCAGGAUGCCGUCAAUUAUUACGAACAUGAAAAUGGUGCCAAAAUAAUAAAAUCCUCUCAUUUUGAGUUGGAUUAUACGCUGGGAAGAAAAAUUACAUUCUUCUGCAUGGCACAGGGCAAUCCACGUCCCACAAUCACUUGGUUCAAAGAUGGCGCCGAAUUGUAUCAGCAUCGAUUUUUCCAGGUACAUGAGUCACACAUUGAUACGGAUAUAAUCAAAUCGAAAAUGGAAAUCGAUCCGACCACACAAAUGGAUGCAGGCUACUAUGAAUGCCAAGCCGACAACAUUUACGCAAUCGAUAGACGCGGUUUUCGCACCGAUUACGUUAUGAUUAACUUUUAGUAAAUACAAUUUUCUAAAUACCAAACUUUUGUGUAAAUUUUUUUUUAGAAAAUGUAUACGAAUAAAUAUUGCACGUAAUAUAAAAUAAAAUAUAUAAAUAAGUGCUAACAGUUAA
Molecule: messenger RNA, 1018 nt
Organism: Bactrocera neohumeralis
Lineage: Eukaryota; Metazoa; Arthropoda; Insecta; Diptera; Tephritidae
Product: immunoglobulin domain-containing protein oig-4
Exons: 6
Coding region: 403-903 (166 amino acids)
Source: RefSeq, a predicted model, not a curated record